AUGAUCUCCUCGGUCAUAGUAUACUUGUUUCUCGAUUUUGUUGCCACUGCAGAAGGUUAUUCUUACCACGCCAUUUUAAAAGGCGUUAAUAAUGCUGUGUCGUUGAUAGACCACGUUUCUGAUGUUGCCGAGCUCCCUCUUUGCGCGAAACUAUGUGAAAAGAAGGAAUGUGUUUCAUUUGCAUAUACCCAAGCACAGAAGUCAUGUAAAACAUAUUCUAAAAGACACAGUUUGUCAAAUAAUCCCAGCAAUGACGGAUACACCUAUUUUCAAAAGAAAGCAGACGGGGAAAACACUACAUUUGCCAGACUUGCUCCGAUCUUCAUCUUUAACGACAGAGUAUGGACGGUUGUUCAAAGGAGAUUUAAUGGAAAUAUUUCAUUCGACAAUGACUGGAAUGCUUACAAGAAUGGAUUUGGGGAUCCAUUAGGAGAAUUUUGGAUAGGGCUUGAGCUUAUGCACCAACUCACAGCCAGUGGUCCUCAUUCUUUGCUGGUUCUUGUUGAGUCAUGGAAAGGUGUCAGGAAGUACGCCCAGUAUGAUAAUUUCGAGUUGGCCCCAGAAACCGACAAUUACCGCCUUAACGUUACUGGUUACAGUGGAACUGCUGGAGAUUGCCUUAACAAAAAAAACCAUAAUCACAUGCAGUUUUCAACAAAGGAUAAAGAUAAUGACCUGACCCAUAAUUCCUGUGCUGAUGCCUUUAAAUCUGGAUUCUGGUUUGCCAGUUGCAGUUCCUGUAACAUCAACGGUCCAUGGAAACCCGACACCGGAAUAAAUGAUCGGUGGGCUGUUGUCUGGUAUACAUAUGACAACAGAUUCAGGCCAAUGAAGAAAGCAAUGAUGAUGAUGAGUUGUCUUUAG
Molecule: messenger RNA, 864 nt
Organism: Ylistrum balloti
Lineage: Eukaryota; Metazoa; Mollusca; Bivalvia; Pectinida; Pectinidae
Product: angiopoietin-related protein 6-like
Exons: 5
Coding region: 1-864 (287 amino acids)
Source: RefSeq, a predicted model, not a curated record